Messenger RNA from Drosophila bipectinata, 3238 nucleotides. RefSeq names its product Calphotin (gene Cpn). NCBI's taxonomy places the organism in Eukaryota, Metazoa, Arthropoda, Insecta, Diptera, Drosophilidae. The record is from RefSeq and is a predicted model, not a curated record.
CCAUGAAAAGCUGGUCAUGAAAGCAUUUUCUGACUAAGCACGGGACAAGUUAAAGGCAACUUGCUGACUUUGAGAAGGAUUUUUAAGAGCCCUGAUAAUGAAUCAAGAAGGGGCGGCACCUACACCUGCUCAAGCGGCAGGGGCAGCUCCAACACCUGCUCCAGUGCCAACGGCAGCACCUCUUACCACCACACCAACACCUGCUUCUGUGGCUCCUGCAGGAGUAUCUCCGAGUGUAGUUGUUCCAGCUCCAGCGCCAGCAGCAGCACCUGUGGCAGUCCCUGUUCCUUCAGCAGCCCCAGCACCCGUGGCAGUCGCUGCUUCUGUUGCAGCCCCAGCUCCUGCGCCAGCCCCUGCUCCUGUAAUAGCACCUGCUCCAGUAGUAGUCCCUGCUCCUGUCGCAGCCCAAGUUCCUCCCCCAGCAGCAGUACCACCUGCAGCCACUGUUGCAGUUCAGGUUCCAACUUCUUCUCCUGCUCCGAUUGCAGCCUCAGUAGUAGCUCCAGUUGCAGUUCCAGCUGCGACAUCUGCUCCUGUGUCAGCCGGUGCUCCUGCCGUUCCCCCUAAGCCUGCACCAGCUCCUGCACCCGUUCCUGUAGCAUCUUCCGUACCCGUUCCAGCGCCAGCUCAAGCCGGAGCUCCUGCCACUACUCCUGCCCCGGUUGCUCCGACUUCAACAGCUCCUUCAGUAGCUGCUACUGUGGCUGUUUCUGUGGAUGCCCCAGUGGCUGCUCCUGUGGCUCCUCCUUUGGCUGCUCCUGUACCUGUUCCAGAAGUGGCUCCAGUAGCUGCGCCAGUCACGGCCACGGUAGCUCCUCCUGUGCCUGCUCCUGUUCCAGAAGUGCCUCCAGUAGCUGCACCAGUCACGUCCACUGAAGCUCCUGCUUCUGUUCCAGAGGUGGCUCCAGUAGCUGCACCUGUUACGGCCGCGGUAGCUCCUACUGUGGCUGCUCCUCUGCCCGUUCCAGAAGUUGCUCCAGUAGCUGCACCAGUCACGGCCACGGUUGCUGCUCCAGUCGUUCCUGUGGCUGCACCUGUGCCUCCACCAGUGGCUGCGCCUGUGGCAGAUCCUGUAGCCACAGUAGCUGAGCCAGUCGCGGCUGUUCCAGUCGUAGCACCAGUUACGGCCACGGUAGCUCCUGCUGUGCCUGCUCCUGUACCUGUUCCAGAAGUUGCUCCAGUAGCUGCACCAGUCACGGCCACGGUUGCUGCUCCAGUCGUUCCUGUGGCUGCACCUGUGCCUCCACCAGUGGCUUCACCUGUGGCACCUCCUGUAGCCACAGUAGCUGCACCAGUCGCAGCUCCAAUAGCUGUUUCAGUCGCAGCACCUGUCACGGCCACGGUAGCCGCUCCAGUCGCCACUCCAGUACCAGCACCUGAGACAGCUUCAGUGGCACCACUCGUUACUCCAGUAGCUGCUUCUGUGCCCGCUCCAGUCGUUUCUCCCCUGCCUGCUCCAGUGGAUGAACCGGUUGCCCCUCCAGUGUCCGUUCCUUUAACUGCUCCGGCAGCAGUCUCUGCUGCAGUACCACCUCCCGUAUCUGAAACUAUAGCGGCUCCAGAAGCUCCUCCAGUCGAUGUGUCUAUAGCUGCGCCAGUUUCCACUGAAUCCAUACCUGCUUCUUUGGAGCCUCCGGUUGAGCUCUCUGAGCCUGUUGUCACGACUGAUUCGGAAACUACACUUGUUGAUGCUCCUAGAGCAACUCCAGCACCUGCCACUGAAACUGUUCCAGGAGUUUCUACGGAAAUUGCUUCAACGGCAACAACUGCCGCUUCCCCAGAUUCUACACCGUGUGUUUCCGAAAAUUUUGUUGCUCCUUUGGUUGCAAUGGAGGCUGCAUCAGACGCCGCUGCAGUGGAAGCCCCUGUCAUUGAAACUUCUUCACCAGCUGCAGUAACCGCGCCAGUUUCAGAGAUCUUACCAGCUCCAGCGUCAGAAGAAGUUAGCUCUGCAGUGGACGCAACUGCUGCGGAGUCACAGCUUGCACAGCCCAUCGAUACUGCCAGUGAAGUAUCCGAAGUUCCGGCGGUAGAUGCAGUCCCCGCCGCUGAAGAAGUCCCAACAGCAAAGUCUGAAGCUGUUGCCAUUAUCGAGGAGGCAGCACCAGUUCCGGAAACUAUAGUGUCACCGGAAGCCGUUGCUCCUCCAGAAUCUGUUGAAGUGCCCACACCGGAGCCAGAAAUUCCAGCUGCAGAAAAUGAAACGCCAGUAGCAGAUCAAGGACCCACAGCACUAGUUCCUGAACCAUUAACAGAACUUCAAGUCCCAGUGCCAGAAUCAGUCCCAUCACAAGAUGAGGCAGCUCAACCAAAGGAAUCUAUCAGAAAUCUAUCAGAAAUUUCGGUGAUAGUGGCGGAGCUGGAAGCUGUAGCUCCAGAACCAGUGGUGGAAGCUCUUCCUGCUGUCCCUGAGUCAUCAGCAGCUAUACCAGAACCUGUAUCUAACGAGACUCCCGUUGCUGAAACUGACGUAAUACCUGAUCCUGGUGCUGCUCCUGAACCCACAAAACAGGAAGAAAUACCUGUCGAACCCGCCGUUCCGAGUACCGAUCUAGUAACUGUUCCCGCUGAAGAAGCUCCAACAAUAGCUCCUGAGUCGGAGGCUCCAGAGGCUGUAGCUGCUUCACCUGUAGCAGAACCUACUGCUCCUGAGUCUGUAGCACCUGCAGCUGGGGCGGCAAUGCCAGAACCCGAACCUGUCAUUGAACCUGAAGCGCUGGUUCUUGUUACAAGUUCAGUGCCUGCAGAACCUACUGUGGAAGAACCUUCGGAGAUUCUUCCAGAUACGUCUUUAGAGGCUGUACCUGCUGUUGUGGAUGCUGCAGUUCCAGAAGCUGAAGUAGCACCAGACGCUCCUAUAGAAGCACCAGAAGUUGCCAAGGAAGAAGAUACACCAGUCGUUGGAGAAACAUGUCCUCUAAUAGUCGAAUCAGCUACUGAUGCCACUGCCGUUGAACCAACGAUUGAAAACAUCGAAGAAUCUGCCUCGGAACCAGCUGCUGAAGCAGUGAGUUCUGCCGCCGAUGAAAGUUCAUCCCCCGACCCAAGUUCUGUGCCCGUUGCCAAAAUAUCACCGCUCCUCAGAGAUCUGCAAACUUCAGAUGUAUCUCUAUUGGCCAUUGCUGCCACACUGGAUGCCAUAGGAGAGAAGCUUAAGGACCAAAAGGCUCGAAAUCAGCAGGUGAUGAACAGGCUUUGUGAAAUCGAGAAAAUACUAGGACCUCCAAGACAAAACUAG